Messenger RNA from Sorghum bicolor (sorghum), 2168 nucleotides. RefSeq lists its product as uncharacterized. Bases 287 to 1591 code for a protein of 434 amino acids. The transcript has 9 exons. NCBI's taxonomy places the organism in Eukaryota, Viridiplantae, Streptophyta, Magnoliopsida, Poales, Poaceae. The record is from RefSeq and is a predicted model, not a curated record.
CUCGAGAGAGCCUGGUUCGUUCGUUUCCAUCUCCCACCCUCUUUUCUCUCCUCUUUUCGACGAGGAGGUAAAGCCGACGGCCGGCGACGAGGGGUCGCGCCCUCCUCCUCCUCCUAUCUCCUCCCCCCUCUCCACCUUAUCCGUGUGAUUGGAGAUUAGUCCCCCAUGACAUAGUUGAGCUAAGAAAUGAGCAUAUGCAGCUACCCAGUUUUGGAGACCCCUAUCAAAAUUACCAAAGUUGGUGAAUUGUGUUUCUGUAUGCCUGAUCUGGAAAAGUUCUUGGAAGAUGGUAAAAAGUAAUAGGGAUGGUGAUGGUGUCACAAGAAGCUCGAAGAGGGAUGAAAGAGUUGGUGAUCUCACAAGAACUUAUUUCACAAGAAGCUUGAAGAUGAAUACACCUUAUCUCACAAAAAGCUCAACAAAGAACAGAAGAAUUGAUGGUCACACGAGAAGCUCGAAGAAGAAUAAAAGAUCUUACCCUGCCAGAAGGUCAACAAAGGACAAAACAAUUUGCAACGAAGGAGAGACAACUGGGUUACCGAUUCCAGUACAUGGAGAGGGGCUUAAUGAGGAUCGAUCCCCUAUUGAUACUGUUGCACCAGUACAUGGAGAUGGGCUUAAUGAGGAUGGAUCCCCUAUUGAUACUGUUGCGCCAGUACAUGGAGAUGGGCUUAAUGAGGAUCAAUCCCCUAUUGAUACUGUUGCGCCAGUACAUGGAGAUGGGCUUAAUGAGGAUCAAUCCCCCAUCGAUACUGUUGCACCAGUACAUGGAGAUGGGCUUAAUGAGGAUCUAGAAUCCUUGGGUUAUCCCGAGCGUCCAAAAACAAUGUUAACUGAUUGCAUUUUGGUUAAUAGUUUUGAAGAGCCUUUUGGUGACACACAUGAUAAAGGUGUUUGGAGCGAACUAAAGGAAACAGUUGCCACCAACAUAGAUGAAAAUACCGUUGCACUUGCUUCAUUCAAUGGAGAAAAAAGGUUUUUUGCAUGCACAGGUUGCUUUAUUGAAUGGAAUGGAUGUACCACUAUUCUAACGUCAGCGAGCUUGAUUAGACAUUCCCGUCGUGCAGAUGAGAUUUUGAAAAACUUGAGGAUUGAAGUGUUCCUUCCAAGCAAAGAACGGGCAUCCGGAAUAUUACAACAUUAUAAUUUACAUUACAAUAUUGCUCUAGUCAGGGUCAACGAUUACAGUCCUAGUCAUCCAAUAAAAAUUCAACAUCGUCGGCGUGACAACCGUGAAGUACUAGCUGUUGGCCGUAUCUUCACAUCCGGCGAAUUAAUGGCUUCAAGAGGACACAAAGAUAGCAUGGUGUGCGAACAUGAUUGUGGACAUCUCCAUUUUUCUAGGUGUAGAAUCAGUAAAGCUGGCAUUGGAGGGCCCCUUCUUGAUUUUGACGGGAAAUUUGUUGGCAUGAACUUCUACGACAAGCGUGCAGGAGGAACCUGGUACCUAAAAUGUAAUGAGAUUCUCCACGUCCUGGGUCAUUUUGAGAAAAAAAAGGUAUGUUCGGGUAUUCAGGUGCUUGUCAUGCGGUGUAUUCAGGUUUCAAUGACGUACAGGAGUUGUGCGAGAAGCGGCGUCAGUAAAGCAUAAUAAGCAAUUUACUAUAUCCUUAAAAAAACAAUUUACUGUAUUCUUUGGCGUGUUUAAUAGGACUGUUGAUGAAGCUGGCCAUGAUGAUUAUGCAUCUAAUAAGCUUGACUGGACUAUAGAUGGAGAUCACAGUGUCAAGAUUAAUCGUUGGUUCGUGCCAUUGCCAUUUUGGUGUCGUCCUGAUGCUCUGAAAAAGUAUGGACCUAAAAUGACAAUCAGAAAUUUGACCCACGACGUAGAGCUGACUGGAGGGUCAUGGAAAAUGUAGAAGGUACAGCUGUGAAUGGAGUGACAUUGCAAGUGUAGAAGCAAUACGUCCAAUUGGAGUCCAUUGAAUUGCAAUCUCCACAUGUUAUCUGAUGGAUCUAUAAAUCUGUUUGGCCUGACAAGCAUUCAGAAAUACGUAACCCAGAUGUACUUCUGAAUGCCACAUGUAACCUGGCACUUCUGAAUAGAGUAACCUGUUGCCACAUGUACGGUGGUGCGCUGCUCUUAAGUUACUGUCCUUGUUUUGAUAAACUUUCACCGUGCUGAUGUUGUUCAAUUCCACUUGGUAAACUGCCACAUGCCGCCGCAA